GUCUAGCUUCCCGACGCUCCGUGCUCUGUGUGACUCAACGUGUCAGUGUGUUUAGGGACUUAUUCCUGCCGUUUAUCUCCCAUUCAGAUGUUCAUUAGUUGUUGUUUUUCUGACCACAAAUAGGUCAGCGGGUUAUGUAGUUGUUUCAUUUAAAAAAAAUUAUACAUAAACUGCUUUUUCCAUUGAUCCCCUUCGGUUCUGUGAUAGCGAUACAUUUGUGUUCCGCGAGUCCAGCAGUGACGAGGACAGAGCUGUUUUGAUCUACAGUUUUAACGGAAGAAAUAAGAACUCUACCGGAACGGAAUCAUUUUCUAGUCUUGGGGCGAUUCAUUCGAAAUAUCGACGUGAAUACGUUGGAUGUGUCUUCAGAAUGAGUUACUGUGACUGACUUGGCUGUGUUACUGUUGAUGUGUAAAGAGAGAGCAAAGUAGCAUCCACCAUGGAAGUGAAGGAACGCAGACCGUACCGCUCGCUGACGGCUCGGAGGGACACAGAGCGGCGUUACACCAGCUCCUCAGCGGACAGCGAGGAUGGAGGGAAGGUCAACCCUAAAGGUUACAGCUCCAGUGAGACUCUGAAGGCUUUUGAUCAGGAGUCCAGGAUGGCCGCCUACGGCAGCCGGGUCAAAGACAUGGUUCACCACGAGGCAGACGAGUUCUGUAGGCCAGGAGCAGAUUUCUCUCUCAGAGACCUAGGUUUUGGGGAUCCUCUCCCUCCUCACGUGGCGUCAUACCGUGACGACCUGGGUCUUGGUUCUGGUGGUGGUUUGGGCAUGGGUCUGCCUCACCGUGACUACUCUGUGAGCAUGUGCUCGGACGCCGACACGGAGCCGGACGGGGUCAUGUCCCCGGAGCACGCUGUUAGACUGUGGGGUCGCAACACCAAGUCAGGACGCAGCUCCUGCCUGUCCAGCAGGGCCAACUCUAAUCUGACACUCACAGACACCGAGCAUGAGAACACUGAGAACGACGGUGUGUUUCAGAACCACUCCUCUCGGCUGCGGACUCCUCCUCUGCCCCUGUCAAUGUCCCACUCUCCUAACCACCUGCACCAUACUGCCUCCAUCAACUCUCUGAACAGAGGCCAGUACACGCCCCGCUCCAACCCCAGCCCUGCCCCCACAGACAGCUCCGCCCCUCCUGAGGGCCAGGGGAGUGGUCAGGAAUCAGGCUCCGCCCACGACAACUGGCUGCUUAACAGCAACAUCCCCCUGGAGACCAGGAGCCAGAAUACUCUAAUGUUUAUCAGAGAAGAACAGGACGCGUGCAGAGAAGGGCAGGGCUCGUACAAUACCAGAAACGUAGCAAAGCAGGCAUUCCUAGAGACUUUACAGGACUACCCUAUAGAGAUGGACAUUCUGGGUCCCGAACGCAGGGAGGCUGCCCCGUACAACGACGGGCACUUCCUGUUUAAGCCAGGGGGGACGUCUCCAAUGUAUUGUACAACGUCGCCGGGUUACCCUUUGACCUCCAGCACGGUCUACUCCCCGCCACCUCGACCGUUACCCAGAAACACCUUCUCCAGACCGGCGUUCGGCCUGAAGAAGCCCUACAAGCACUGCAACUGGAAAUGUGCGGCUCUCAGUGCCAUCCUCACCUCCGUCACCCUGGUGUUCCUGCUUGCCUACUUCAUCGCCAUGCACCUGUUCGGUCUGAACUGGCACCUACAGCCCAUGCAGGGACAGAUGUCCCAGCUGUCGGAGGACAACACCAGCGGUCUGCCCCUACCUACCGACCUCAGCCUGCCACCCCUGGGCAACACUGGCCUGGAGCUGCCUGACCGCAGGGCCAAGAACGACGGUAAAGUGGACAGCCUGUUCCCAGAUGACAGCUUCAUAGACAUGGGGGAGAUUGACGUGGGUCGUAAGGUUGCCCAGCAGAUACCCCCGGGAGUCUUCUGGAGGUCUCAGGUCUUCGUAGACCACUCCAUGUACCUCAAGUUCAACGUGUCUUUAGGCAAAGAUGCCCUGGUGGGGAUCUACGGCAGGAGAGGCCUGCCACCCUCUCAUACACAGUUUGACUUUGUGGAGCUGCUGGAUGGACGGAGGCUGCUGUCUGGUGAGGUCGUGAGUGGGGGUGUAGAGGGGCCUGUGGCUCUGCAGCGCUCUCUGGUCCCCGUCACCACACACAACACCGGCUUAAUCCAAUACAUGGACUCUGGCAUCUGGCACCUGGCCUUCUACAACGACGGGAAAGAGACAGAGACUGUCUCCUUCAUCACCACGGCGAUAGACUCCAUUGACGACUGUCCCAGUGAUUGCCAUGGCAACGGUGACUGUGUGGCGGGAACAUGUCACUGCUUCUUAGGAUUCAGAGGCCCUGACUGUGGACGAGCGUCCUGUCCGGUGCUGUGCAGUGGGAAUGGACAGUACCUCAAAGGGCGAUGCAUGUGUCACAGUGGCUGGAAGGGCGGGGAGUGUGAUGUUCCCACCAACCAGUGCAUAGACGUCACCUGCUCUGGCCAUGGGACCUGCAUCGUGGGGACAUGCAUCUGUAACCCUGCAUACAAGGGAGAGAACUGUGAAGAAGUGGACUGCCUGGACCCUACCUGUUCUGGGCGUGGGGUUUGUGUGCGUGGAGAGUGCCACUGUUUCGUGGGCUGGGGCGGGUCGGGGUGUGAGAGCACCAGGGCGUCCUGCAUGGACCAGUGUUCCGGACACGGAGCCUUCCUGACAGACACAGGAACCUGCAGCUGUGACCCCAACUGGACCGGACAGGACUGCUCCACAGAGAUUUGUGCAGCGGACUGUGGUGGACAUGGCAACUGCAUGUCGGGCACCUGUCGCUGUGACGACGGCUGGAUGGGCGCCGGGUGUGACCAGCGGGCGUGUCACCCACGCUGCAGCGAGCACGGCACCUGCAAGGAAGGGAAGUGUGAAUGCAGCCCGGGGUGGAACGGAGAGCACUGCACUAUGGAGGGCUGCCCUAGUCUGUGUAACGGGAACGGCAGGUGUACCCUGGGUAAUAACGGCUGGUACUGUGUGUGUCAGCUUGGCUGGAGAGGAACAGGAUGUGACACGUCCAUGGAGACGGCCUGCAGUGACAGAAAGGACAAUGAUGGAGAUGGUUUGGUGGACUGUAUGGACCCUGACUGUUGUCUACAGGCGUCGUGCCACACCACGGGUCUAUGUGUAGGCUCUCCAGACCCCCUGGACAUCAUCCAGGAGACUCAGCUCUCCUCCACCCAGAACAAUCUGCAGUCCUUCUACGACCGUGUCCGCUUCCUGGUGGGACGGGACAGCACACACGUCAUCCCCGGGGCUAACCUCUUUGACGGCAGCCAUGCCUGUGUGAUUCGUGGACAGGUGGUGACAUCAGACGGAACGCCGCUGGUUGGUGUAAACAUCAGCUUCAUCAACAACCCUGGUUAUGGUUAUACAAUCACCAGGCAGGACGGCAGUUUUGACCUGGUGACCAAUGGGGGCGUGGCCAUCGCUCUGCGCUUCGAGCGCGCUCCGUUCAUCACCCAGGAGCACACGCUGUGGUUGCCAUGGGGACGCUUCUUCGUCAUGGAUACCAUCGUGAUGCGUCACGAGGAGAAUGAGAUCCCCAGCUGUGAUGUCAGCGGCUUCACGCGUCCAUCCCCCAUCUUGUCGCCGGCACCCCUCACCGCCUUCGCCGGGGCCUGCUCCGAGAGGGGGACCAUCGUACCCGAAAUACAGGCUCUCCAGGAAGAGGUUCCUAUCCCCGGGACAGACAUGGCGUUGAGCUACCUGAGCAGUAGGAGCCCUGGGUAUAAGUCCAUCCUGCGGGUGACCCUGACCCACUCCACCGUGCCCUUUAACCUGAUGAAGGUACACCUUGUGGUGGCGGUGGAGGGACGACUGUUCAGGAAGUGGUUCCCUGUUGCUCCUAAUCUCAACUAUAACUUCGUCUGGGACAAGGCUGAUGUCUACAGUCAGAAGGUCUAUGGGCUGUCUGAGGCCUUCGUGUCAGUAGGUUAUGAAUAUGAGUCAUGUCCAGACCUGAUCCUGUGGGAGAAGAGAACAGCUAUUCUACAGGGAUAUGAGAUCACAGCUUCUAACCUCGGAGGCUGGGCCCUGAACAAACACCACGCUCUCAACAUUCAGAGUGGUAUCCUCCACAUGGGAAACGGUGAGAACGUGUUUGUCUCCCAGCAGCCACCUGUGAUCGUCAGUGUGAUGGGUAACGGUCGACACCGUAGCAUCUCCUGCCCCAGCUGCAAUGGAAUGGCUGACGGCAACAAGCUCCUGGCUCCCGUCGCUCUGGCGUGCGGCUCAGACGGCAGCCUGUACGUGGGAGACUUCAACUACGUGCGCCGCAUCUUCACCACCGGGAACGUUACCAGCGUGCUGGAACUCAGAAAUAAAGAUUUCAGGCAUAGUAACAGCCCGGCCCAUAAGUACUACCUGGCCAGUAGUCCUGUGUCUGGGGCUGUUUACCUGUCAGACACCAGCACUAGGAAGGUGUUCAAGGUGAAGUCUCUGAGCGCCAUAAAAGAUGUUGCCAGGAACCUGGAGCUGGUAGCUGGGACUGGAGACCAGUGUCUGCCCUACGACGAGACACGAUGUGGAGAUGGGGGCAAGGCUGUGGAGGCCACGCUCACCAACCCACGAGGUAUCACAGUGGAUAAGUACGGAGUGCUGUUCUUUGUGGACGGGACUAUGAUCAGACGAAUUGACCAGAACGGGAUCAUCUCUACCCUGCUGGGGUUCAACGACCUGACCUCUGCGCGACCUCUCAGCUGUGAUGCUGUCAUGGACAUCUCUCAGGUGCGUCUGGAGUGGCCCACAGACCUGGCUGUCAGUCCCAUGGAUAACUCUCUGUACGUCCUGGAUAACAAUGUGGUACUGCAGAUCUCUGAGAACCACCAGGUGCGUAUCGUGGCAGGGAGGCCCAUGCACUGCCAGGUGCCCGGCCUGGAUCACUUCCUGGUCAGCAAGGUGGCCGUCCACGCCACCCUGGAGUCGGCCAACGCUCUCGCCGUCUCUCACAAUGGCAUCCUGUAUAUCUCUGAGUCAGACGAGAAGAAGAUCAACCGUGUGAGACAGGUGUCCACCAACGGAGAGAUUUCAUUGGUGGCCGCGCCCAGCGGCUGUGACUGUAACAACGACGCUAACUGUGACUGUUACUCCGGCGACGAUGGCUACGCAAAAGAUGCCAGAGUCAACGCUCCGUCGUCAUUGGCUGUCUCCCCUGACGGUGAACUCUUCGUCGCCGACCUUGGCAACAUCCGUAUUCGCUCCGUCCGACGGAACAAACCUUACCUGAACCCACUGAGCAUGUACGAGGUCUUCCCGAUUAGCGAUGAACUCUAUCUCUUUGACUCCAAUGGCAGUCACAUCUAUACUCAGAGUCUGACCACUGGGGAUGACAUCUAUAACCUGACCUACUCCGGAGAGGGAGACCUGGCCAGCAUCACGGAUCAGAACAACAACGUAGUGACCAUCAGGAGGGAUACAACAGGCAUGCCUCUGUGGUUGAUGGUGCCUGAUGGACAGACUUUCUGGUUCACCAUUGGGACCAACAACGCCCUGAAGACCAUCGCUGCUCAGGGGCAGGAGCUGGCUAUGAUGACCUAUCACGGGAGCUCCUCAUUACUGGCUACGAAGAGUAACAACAACGGAUGGACCACCUUCUAUGAGUAUGACAGCUAUGGCCGUCUGACCAAUGUGACCUACCCUACUGGCCGGGUUAGCAGCUACCGUACCGACACAGACAGCUCCGUCAGGGUGCAGGCAGAGGGCUCCGGCAAGGAAGACGUCACCAUCACCACCAACCUGUCUGCUUCUGGAACCUUCUACAUGCUCAUGCAGGACCAAGUGAGGAACAGUUACUACAUCGGUCUGGACGGCUCUCUGCGUCUGGUGCUGGCCAACGGUAUGGAGGUGUCCCUGCACACGGAGCCCCACCUGCUGGCCGGGACGGUCAACCCCACGGUCAGCAAGAGGAACGUAACCCUGGCUAUCGACAACGGCCUCAACCUGGUAGAGUGGAGGCAGCGUAAGGAACAGGCCCGAGGACAGGUGACUGUGUACGGACGACGACUCAGGGUCCACAACAGGAACCUCCUCUCCCUGGACUUUGACCGUAUCACACGUACAGAGAAGGUUUACGACGACCACAGGAAGUUCACGUUAAGGAUCCACUACGACCACGCCGGACGCCCGACGCUCUGGGCCCCCAGCAGCCGCCUCAAUGGGGUCAACGUCACAUACUCCCCGGGCGGACACGUGGCCGGCAUCCAGCGCGGAACCAUGUCUGUACGCAUGGAGUACGACCAGAAUGGUCGAAUCACGUCGCAGAUCUUUGCCGAUGGGAAGUCAUGGACCUACACUUACCUGGAGAAGUCCAUGGUACUGCUCCUCCACAGUCAGCGUCAGUACAUCUUUGAGUUCGACAAGAAUGACCGCCUCUCCUCUGUGACCAUGCCCAACGUGGCCCGCUUCACCCUGGAGACCACCCACUCCGUUGGUUACUAUAGGAACACGUACCGCCCCUCCGAGGGGAACGCGUCGGUACUGCAGGACUACAGUGAAGAUGGCCAGCUGAUGCAGACUAGCUACCUGGGCACAGGGCGCAGGGUGAUGUAUAAGUACGGCAAGCUGGCCAAGCUACUGGAGAUGCUCUAUGAUACCACACGCAUCGCGUUCACCUACGAUGAGGCGGCGGGGAUGCUGAAGGUGGUGAACCUGCAGACUGAAGGAACCACCUGCACUAUAAGGUACCGUCAGAUCGGCCCACUCAUCGACAGGCAGAUCUUUAGGUUCAGCGAAGAGGGGAUGGUCAACGCACGCUUCGAUUACGUCUAUGACAACAGCUUUCGGGUCACCAGCAUGCAAGCGGUGAUCAACGAGACUCCUCUGCCCAUCGACCUGUAUCGCUACGAUGACGUGUCGGGGAAGACGGAGCAGUUUGGGAAGUUCGGGGUCAUCUACUACGACAUCAACCAGAUAAUCACCACGGCCGUGAUGACACACACCAAACACUUCGAUGCCUACGGCCGCGUGAAGGAGGUCCAGUACGAGAUCUUCAGGUCACUCAUGUACUGGAUGAUGGUGCAGUACGAUAACAUGGGACGCGUGGUCGCCAAGGAACUCAAGGUGGGUCCGUAUGCCAACACUACUCGGUAUACCUAUGAAUACGAUGCUGAUGGGCAGCUCCAGGUAGUGUCUGUCAACGACAAGCCACUGUGGCGCUACAGCUACGACCUGAACGGCAACCUUCACCUGCUGAGCCCCGGGAACAGCGCCCGGCUCACGCCACUACGUUACGACCUCCGAGACCGCAUCACCAGGCUGGGAGACGUCCAGUAUCGCAUGGACGAGGACGGCUUUCUGAAGCAGAGAGGGAACGAAUUCUUUGAGUACAGCUCGCCUGGACUCCUGGUUAAGGUCUACAACCGGGUGAGCGGCUGGAGUAUCCGCUACCGAUACGAUGGUCUGGGUCGGAGGGUCUCAUCUAGGUCCAGUCUCGGGCACCACCUCCAGUUCUUCUAUGCUGACCUGUCCAGUCCCACCCGGGUCACUCACAUGUACAACCACACCAGCUCAGAGAUCUCUUCCCUCUACUACGACCUGCAAGGACACCUGUUCUCCAUGGAGCUCAGUAGUGGGGAUGAGUUUUAUGUAGCGUGUGAUACAAUCGGCACGCCGCAGGCCGUCUUCAGUGGCUCUGGCCUGAUGAUCAAGCAGAUCCUCCACACUGCUUUUGGGGAGGUGUACCUGGACUCCAACCCAAGCUUCCACCUCAUCCUGGGGUACCAGGGGGGUCUGUAUGAGCCCCUGAGCCGCCUGGUACACAUGGGCCGGAGGGACUACGAUACCAUGGCCGGGCGAUGGACCACGCCGGACCAUGAGGUGUGGAGCAGGCUGAACGCCAACAACAUAGUCCCUUUCAACCUGUACAUGUUCAAGAACAACAACCCUCUCAGCAACAGCCUGGAGACCAAGUGUUACAUGACAGAUGUCAACAGUUGGCUGGUGACGUUUGGCUUCCAGCUGUACAACGUUAUACCAGGCUACCGUAAACCCUCUACUGAUACCAUGGAGCCGUCCUACGAGCUAGUCAGAACACAGAUCAACGCUCAGGAGUGGGACAGCACUAAGUCUAUCCUUGGCGUGCAGUGUGAGGUCCAGAGACAGCUGAAGGCCUUCGUGAAGCUGGAGCGCUUCGGGCAGAUUUACGGUGCCAGCGCCGCAGGCUGCCCCCAGGCUGCCCCGAAGACCCUCUUCGCCUCUGGAGGAUCCAUCUUCGGCAAGGGCGUGAAAUUCGCCAUCCGCGACGGCCGUAUCAGCACUGACAUCAUCAGCCUGGCCAAUGAGGACGGUCGACGCAUGGCAGCGGUUCUCAAUGACGCGUUCUACCUCCAGGACCUCCACUUCACCGUAGACGGAAUGGACACGCAUUACUUCCUCAAGCUGGGGUCCGUGGAGGGCGACCUGUCACUCAUCGGGAUGACCGUAGGACGCCGUACCCUGGAGACGGGCGUCAACGUGACGGUGUCUCAGGUCAACGCUGUGCUGAACGGCAGGACUAGGCGCAUCACGGACAUUCAGCUUCAAUACGGCGCUCUGAGCCUCAACACUCGGUACGGUAGUUCCCUGGAUGAGGAGAAGGCCCGGGUUCUGGAGUCGGCCAGGCAGAGGGCUGUAGCACAGGCCUGGACCAGGGAGCGUCAGAGACUGAGGGAGGGAGAGGAGGGCUCGCGCUCCUGGACGGAGGGAGAGAAGCAACAGCUGCUGGGGUCGGGGAAGGUGUCAGGAUACGACGGGUACUUCGUGGUGUCCGUGGACCAGUUCCCGCAGCUGUCAGACAGCGUCAACAACAUUCACUUCAUGAGGCAGAGCGAGAUGGGCCGAAGGUGACAUGAUCAACAACUGGAACCUGUUUAGCCACUGGAGUGAGAGAUGGGAACCCUAUUCCCUAUGUAGUGCACUACUUUUUGACCAGCCCUAUGGAACCCUAUUCCCUAUGUAGUGCACUACUUUAGACCAGCCCUAUGGAACCCUAUUCCCUAUAUAGUACACUACUCUUGACCAUGGCCCCUCAGCCUCUGGGGUAGUUCACUAUGUAGAGGAUAGGGGGCCCUUUUGUUCAGACGCAGUGUUGGUGGCCACAAAGUAUAACUAAGGACUUGUUGCCAAAGACAGUUACAAACAUGAACACCUUGUAAUUUUCUGCUCCUUUGACGUGUGAUUAACAUGAUACACUGAAUCAACUCGUAAAGACAUGGUGUUGCAGCCACUUGGAAAUCAGUUGCUGAACACUGUAUUUUACUGUAGAGUGCUACUUCUCCUUCAGAAAAAGACAUUCAUAAGUCUUUGCUGUUCAAGUGUGGCUGCUAGAGAAAGACAUUCUGCCAUAUCUAUUCUGUCUGUGACUUAUUUUGGCAAUCUGUUUCCCUGUCCCUGUUGGUGACUGUGUUCAAAGGGACUGGACUGGAGAGGAGAGGAGAGGGGGACGGGAUAGGAGAGAGGGGGACGGGAUAG
Molecule: messenger RNA, 9451 nt
Organism: Oncorhynchus tshawytscha (Chinook salmon)
Lineage: Eukaryota; Metazoa; Chordata; Actinopteri; Salmoniformes; Salmonidae
Gene: tenm4
Product: teneurin transmembrane protein 4
Biological process (GO): heterophilic cell-cell adhesion; signal transduction; neuron development
Cellular component (GO): membrane; neuron projection
Molecular function (GO): protein heterodimerization activity; cell adhesion molecule binding; protein homodimerization activity
Source: RefSeq, a predicted model, not a curated record